Messenger RNA from Delphinapterus leucas (beluga whale), 4175 nucleotides. It is a transcript of the gene ZNF583, whose product is annotated as zinc finger protein 583. The record is from RefSeq and is a predicted model, not a curated record. Gene Ontology annotation, biological process: regulation of transcription by RNA polymerase II; embryo development. Gene Ontology annotation, molecular function: RNA polymerase II transcription regulatory region sequence-specific DNA binding; DNA-binding transcription factor activity, RNA polymerase II-specific. Lineage: Eukaryota; Metazoa; Chordata; Mammalia; Artiodactyla; Monodontidae. Gene Ontology annotation, cellular component: nucleus.
GCUACUCGCGGCCGACGCGUGCACCGAGCCUGGACGCCUCCGCGACGCGAGCAAGCUGCACCUGCGCAGUUCGAGCCGGCCAAUCCAGGUCCGGGCUGGAUUCGGUGGCGGGAGCGGUGGGUCGGACGGCCUGAGAGGGCGGGGCGAGUGCAAGUUCUGGGUCGCAAGGUCGGGGUGUUAAGGAGCGUGGCAGAGACGACGCGAACGGACGAGGCAGGAAGCAGCUGUCUGCCCGGCCCCCCGCGGCGAGCAGUCCCAGGAUGCUCCGCGCCGCACCGCGCCUGGCCCCGGACUCCAUUUCCCAGCAGCCACUGCGGCUGGCGCCGACAGCCUGCCCGAGCGCUUUGGCCCCUUUGUGAGUCCGCCCGUCGGGCCCGAGAUCGAGUCCACGCCCCGGCCGCAGAGCGCUCAGCUCCCAGCCUCCGCGAACGGUGCGGAGCGAAGUGCCGACUCUCGGGGAGAAGGCGGUGAGGAGCCCGGGCUCUGUUUUCUCUGGACACUGCCCUUCUCCCAAAGAGAAGCCAGAAGGUGGAGGACAGAAGGGCUGUCCUAAAUUCUUAAAGCCAUGUCUGAGGAUUUGGUGACAUUUGGGGAUGUGGCUGUAGAUUUCUCUCAAGAGGAGUGGGAAUGGCUGAACCCUGCUCAGAGGAAUUUGUACAGGAAAGUGAUGUUGCAGAACUAUAGGAGCCUGGUAUCACUGGGAGUUUCAGUUUCUAAGCCAGAUGUGAUCUCAUUAUUGGAGCAAGGAAAAGAGCCCUGGAUGGUGAAGAAGGAGGGGACAAGAGGAGCAUGCCCUGAUUGGGAGUAUGCAUUUAAAAACAAUGAAUUUUCAUCAAAGCAAGUUAUUUAUGAGGAAUCAUCCAAAGUAAGGACAAUGGGAAGAAGCCAUCUUAGUUAUAACCUUGACUGCUCCAGUUUGAGAGAAGACUCUAAAAAUGAGGACUGGUUUAAGAACCACUUGGGAAGUCAGGAGAUACAUUCUAGUCAAUUGAUCAUCACUCAUAAAGAAAUCCUGACUAAAGAUCAAAGUAAUGAAUAUACUAAAUCUUGGCAAACUUUCCAUCAGGAUGCAAUCUUUGAUAUAAGGCAGAGUUGUCCCACCAAAGAAAGAAUACAUAAGCAUGAGCCACGAAAGAGAAGCUACCGGAAAAAAUCUGUUGAAAUGAAACGUAAGAAAGUCUACGUAGAAAAGAAACUUUUGAAAUGUAAUGAAUGUGAGAAGGUUUUCAACCAGAGCUCAUCUCUUACUCUUCAUCAGAGAAUUCACACUGGAGAGAAACCCUAUGCAUGUGUUGAAUGUGGGAAAACCUUCAGCCAGAGUGCGAACUUAGCUCAACAUAAGAGAAUACAUACUGGAGAGAAACCCUAUGAAUGUAAAGAAUGUAGGAAAGCCUUCAGCCAGAAUGCCCAUCUUGCUCAACAUCAGAGAGUUCAUACUGGAGAGAAACCUUAUCAGUGUAAAGAAUGUAAAAAAGCCUUCAGCCAGAUUGCACACCUGACUCAACAUCAGAGGGUUCAUACUGGGGAAAGACCUUUUGAAUGUAUUGAAUGUGGAAAGGCCUUUAGUAAUGGCUCAUUUCUUGCUCAGCAUCAGAGAAUUCACACAGGAGAGAAGCCUUAUGUAUGUAACGUGUGUGGGAAAGCCUUCAGCCAUCGAGGAUACCUAAUUGUACAUCAGAGAAUUCAUACUGGAGAGAGACCCUAUGAAUGUAAGGAAUGUAGGAAAACCUUCAGCCAGUAUGCACACCUGGCUCAACAUCAGAGAGUUCAUACUGGAGAGAAACCUUAUGAGUGUAAAGUGUGUAGGAAAGCCUUCAGCCAGAUUGCAUACCUUGAUCAACAUCAGAGGGUUCAUACUGGAGAGAAGCCCUAUGAAUGUAUCGAAUGUGGGAAGGCCUUUAGCAACAGCUCGUCACUUGCACAACAUCAGAGAAGUCAUACCGGAGAGAAACCUUACAUGUGUAAGGAAUGCAGGAAAACAUUUAGCCAGAAUGCAGGCCUUGCUCAACAUCAGCGAAUUCACACUGGAGAGAAACCUUACGAAUGUAACAUUUGUGGGAAAGCCUUUAGCUACAGUGGAUCUCUUACUCUACAUCAAAGAAUUCAUACUGGGGAAAGACCCUAUGAAUGUAAGGAUUGCAGGAAAUCUUUCAGGCAGCGAGCACACCUUGCUCAUCAUGAGAGAAUUCAUACCAUGGAGUCAUUCUUGACUCUUUCCUCCCCCUCACCCUCCAUGUCCAGUCAGUUGCCAAGACCUGUAGGUUCUAUCUCCUAAAUAUGCCUUGAAUCUGACUCUAAUUAAUUUCCAUUCUAUCAUCUUUGUCCUCACCCUCCAUGUCCAGUCAGUUGCCAAGACCUGUAGGUUCUAUCUCCUAAAUAUGCCUUGAAUCUGACUCUAAUUAAUUUCCAUUCUAUCAUCUUUGUCCAGUACACAAUAAUCUAUUUGACAUGGACUAUGGAAGUAACUCUCUAAUUGAUCUCCCUGUGUUUACCAUUUCCUGCUAGUAGUGCAUAUUACAGUCAAACUUGUGUUUAAAAAUUUAAUAUCACUUCUCCAUCAUUAAAACCCUUCAUUGGCAUCCCAUAGGUCUUAGGUCAAGGCACACAUUCCUCAAAAUAGCCUAAAAGACCUCCAACCCCCAAUACUUUGUUCCAGUCUACAUUUCAGAGUCCCAUCUCAUGUUAUCCACCUCAUUCUUUGGCUACUUAUCAACAUUAAGAAUUUAUAGUGCAGCAUCAAAUAGAUCUGGGUUCCAAUUCUUACUCUUACAUUUUCUGACCCUCUAGUUUUGGAGAAACCUUUUGUCCCUUCUAAGCUUCAGUCUUUUUAUUUAUAUUAUGGAAAAUAAUAAUGGUACUACCUCAAGUUAAUGUAAGGAUUAAAUGAGAUAAUGCAUGUGAACUGCUCAGCAGAGUGCCUAGCAUAAAGUAAUCACUCAAUAAACACUAAUGUAAAAUAAAAAGGUACUAUGAAAAAAGAAUAUCAUCUCAGCAAUGAUUAUCUGCGAAAUAACAAAGCAACCCAAAAGACUGUAAAGGUUUUUGAUUAGGAACAGCAGUCAUUGUUCUAAAGGUGGGUGAUAGGGGUAUCCAGCACAGGAGAGUUAAUGUUGGAGUCCAUGAUGACAGAGUAAGAUGGGGGCUUCUGUUUCAACAUGAAUACACAGAGAUAUGAUUUUGUUGAUAAGAAAAACUAACUUCAUUAUAUAGUCAACAGUUUUAAGAAGCCAGGUGUUAAAAAUCACUUGUAAUAAGUAAAAUUUACUGAGAUGUAUUCAUCAUUUGCAUUUAAAUAAAGGCAAUAUAGUUUUAAAAGACAGAAAACUUUAAAAGAUCAAUAACCAAAGAAGAAUAGAAAGUAAAAUUUAAGUUUAACUCACCUCUCUUAAUUCCAGGUAGAUGAAUUGUAUUAAACACAUGUCAUUUAAAUAGAAAAGUUGUUAAGCUUCUAAGCUGUAAUUCCAAAACUAGAGGGAAAAGAAACCAAAACUAGAGGUCAAAACUCAUCAACAUGUUUGAUUUGAUAUGCAUCAAGUUUCAAAUGAAUAUGAAUACCUUUAGAUGGACAUGUGUUUUCCAGUUCUCCACAGUUCAAACCACUACCUGUUCCCUUACAUCUGACUUGUUUUACACUUUAUAUUACUUCCUGACUCCUGAAGGCUUUGAGCAUGCAAUCAAUGCAGUAACCAGUUCUCUUGUGAACAUAAGUACAAAGAAAAUAACUAAAGUUUAAUGGAGGAUUAAAAGAAUAGACUUUUUAUCCUUCUGUAGGGGAAGACUCAGUACUCUACAGAUGUUAAUAGGCCCCAAAUUAAUCUAUAGAUUUGUUAGUAGGCCUCAAAUUAAUCUAUAGAUUCUUUGUACCUGACAAAAUAAGGCUUUCUUUUUAAGGCUUGAAACAUUGUGUUUGCCAACAUACACACAUACACAUUCACAACAUACACACAUAAAGGAAAUAUAUAAUAAAGGUGAUAUUUCAUGUCAGUGGCUUAACAGUAUUGGUAAAUGAGAUUCGGCUCAAAAAAAUUAUUUCUGUACAAAACAAUCACCUCAUUCUUUUAUCCAGAUGCAAAACAGAGUCAUUAGAGGACACCAUAACAUGCUUUAUUAUCAUGAAGAAUGGUCUUCCUAAAUACGACAUGAGAUCCAGAAGCCACACACACAAAGAUUCUAGG